Rhopalosiphum maidis (corn leaf aphid) is the source of this 1612-nucleotide messenger RNA. RefSeq lists its product as uncharacterized. Gene Ontology annotation, cellular component: ciliary basal body; axoneme. Gene Ontology annotation, biological process: regulation of cilium beat frequency. NCBI's taxonomy places the organism in Eukaryota, Metazoa, Arthropoda, Insecta, Hemiptera, Aphididae. Bases 122 to 1612 code for a protein of 496 amino acids. The transcript has 10 exons. The record is from RefSeq and is a predicted model, not a curated record.
GGCAAUCGUGUUGCUAUGGAAAUAACAAUAUAAUAUUUGAAAUUCUAAUUACCUGUGUUGUAUUGCAUUGUGUGCAACUCAUGUUUGGUAACGCAAUCAUCUCAAUAACUUAGCGUACAUUAUGUUGCUCGAAGAAAAACAUAUUAGGAAAGUGAUCAAAGGAUGUUUCGAACUGGGAGUGCAAGUCUCCGAAGAACUAGCUUAUGUAUUUUUUAAAUGCUGGUUAUUAAAUCCCUAUGUGAAGAAUUUACAAAAACAGCCGUUUAAAAAUGUAACGAAUAAAAUUAUAGACCAAUGUAUUCAGCGUUUAUCUAUUCACAAGGACCCAGCUAUAUUAUGCAUUAAAAUGCAAUUACUCAUAGAAAACGAUUAUAAAUGUAGAGGAUUUAUUAUAAAUAAAGUUAAUGAAGAAAAUGAUCAAAAAAUUAGACCAUUAUUGAAUGACAUUCUAGAUGAUGUAGAAUACACGGGAAACAAAAUGAGUGCAUACAAUCAAAAAAUAAUACAGUACAUAAUUUUAUCCAACUAUAUGGGAGAUCCUACUUCACCAAUACGUGUUCAGGAAAUUUCUGAUGCAUUAAAUAACGUAUUAAAUCAAACAAAAUCAUCAGCAUUUGAAAACCAAUUAUCAUCUUUAAAAAUAAAUCGAUUGAAAGAAAUAUCAAACUUGGUAUGUGGCAUUUGGCUUCACAACAUGGUCCGUAAAGAUAUUAAAGAAGAAACAUUGGAUAUGAUAGAUACACUUCCUAAUGCCGUUGAUUUGCUUCUACAAAAUAUUAAUCAAGAAUUAAGAGAAAGUUCUAAGAAAGUAAUAAUGUUAACUUCAUGGAUAUUUCAAUACUAUAAAGUAUACAAUGAAAUAUUAGCUCCAAUAUUUGUUAUAAGGAUAAAUUUAGCAACUGUUACAUUAAAAAAACUGAAUGAUUAUAAAACUAUAUUGGUAUUUUAUCUACAGUAUCAAAAAAAUUUAGAAACUAUCAACAACGAUUUAAAUAAAUUAAAAAUUGAAUUGCCUGCAUUAUUGAAUAAGUUUAACUUCACAUUGAAAGAAAUAAAAAAUACAAAUAACUGUGAUGGUGAAACAAUUUUUCCAGAACUCAACAAUAUAUCAAUAAUUUGGAAUGAUAUUAAAGGGAUUAUGAAUUAUUUGAGCAUUACAUGUAGUUUAAUAUUCACCAUGAAGCAAAUGACAAAUGAACUUAUUAACUUUAAUGAAGAUUUUGAUAGUAUGUCAAUCGUGAAUACAAUAUCAACCAAUAAUGAAGAACUGUAUACAAUUUUUGAGACAAAUCCAUUACACCCCAUGUGUGAAUGGCAUCCACCAACCAGUGCAAAUAUUGGAAGGAACUUUUUUGCAGACGGAUAUUGUGUAGUGAUGAUAGUUGAAACCGAAGGAACAUUAAUAAAACAUGACAAAACCUUUGGUGUAAUACAAUAUUCUGAUGAAUGGUUUGGUUUUUCAAGUAUUCAAGCAGCAUUACAUUUUGGUACAAAACCAACAUACUAUUUGAACCACUUUUUAAACUUAUUGAGGUCCAAAACACAUUUAUUAUCAUUUUUCCAAUUAUAUGAACAAGUGGCAGGAAUGCAAAAAAAUUUCAAUGAAAUGUAA